AUGUCUGCAUAUAGGAAAAGUUCUUUUGGAAUUCAACUAAAUGUUGAAAAUUUAUUUAAUGACAGUAACAAAAAAGUUCCAAUUUUAUUUUCUGAGAAAACUAGUACCGAAUCGAAAAUGGAUAGGUUGUUCUUCAAUUACCAACAAAAGAGUAGUAGUGAAAUUAACGAAGAUGUUUCAAAAAACAUGACUUCAAUAUCGAUGUCUGAUGAAAAUAAUUGUAAUUUUUCGAGCAGUGACAAUCUCUCUUACAAAGAGUAUGAAGAAAAUAAUCUAGUACAUUCCUUUACUUUUGCUUUACCAAAUAUUGAUGAAAUUGGUUUGGAAAAUUCAAAUCAGUUAAAUCUUUUUAGUGAUGAUAGUGGAAUAAUAACCAAUAAUAAAACUUCUUCAGAUUGUUGUGAUAAUGAUGAAAAUGUUUCUUUGCAAAGUUUUCCUUCAACUUUAACAUUAAAUUCAGAUGAGUUUACAUCCUAUAUUUUGAAUUGUCCAGGUAUUUCAUCUGAUGAAGAAAAUAGUGAUGAGUCGUACAUUAGUGGGUUCAUAGACACAUCAGAAGAUGAAAUUUUACCUUGUGAUAUUUCUCAAGAUGAUUUAUUAGAUGGUUAUUGUACACCAGUAUCUAGUCAAUGGAGUUAUGAUGAAUAG
This is a messenger RNA of Strongyloides ratti, 648 nucleotides long. RefSeq lists its product as hypothetical. The transcript has 2 exons. The record is from RefSeq and is a predicted model, not a curated record. Bases 1 to 648 code for a protein of 215 amino acids. Lineage: Eukaryota; Metazoa; Nematoda; Chromadorea; Rhabditida; Strongyloididae.